GAUUUCCCUUAGAAAAAAACAAAUUUUAAACAACAACAACGCAUGUGUAGUUAAGUUCAAUUAUCUUCGAUGUCUUAAAUAGUUUUAGGUAGAAACAUGGCUGUUGCCAAGUAUUGCAGGUGUAUGCUGAGAAUAUCAACUGAAUUUAUAUCCAAACCUUCGUUUACGAGCAGAUCCCUUUUAACUGAAAGGAAUCUUAUCCCCUUGAUAACACAACCACCCAAACAAAUACAUACUUCUAAUCGUCAAUAUGGACUUGAGGAGUUUUUUGACGAUCCAAAGAAUUUUGGGAUCCGAGAAAUCAAAUCUGGAUCAAGUUGGUCCCGAGAUCUUCUUAGAUUAAAAAGCACUGAAGAUUUGCAUAAACUUUGGUUUGUCCUGUUAAAAGAAAGAAACAUGCUGCAAACAUUGGAACUUUAUUGUAAAAACGAAGAUGAACCAAUGCCAGGACCUGAUAGACUUGAAAAAGUUGCAGAAUCGAUGAGUAAUUUACGAGAUGUUUUCGAUGAAAGGGAGUCGGCAAAGAACAUGCUGCUUACUGGGUCAACUAACAAAACACCAGGUGAGUGGAGAAAAUCUGGGCUUGGAAUAACAUAUUGGUACGAACACAAGGAGCAUCUUUUACCUCCCCAUCUUGGUAAGAAGAAGGGGGAUCAACAUGCGGAGAUCGCAAUGUUUGAUAGAAGAUUGGAAGAAUGGCAUUUACGUAUGGAGGAAAAGAGGGCGAAAAGGCACGGAAGCUAUUAUUACAGGAUCGGACUAAAAUGGGGACGGAUCCGUGCGAAUAAUCCAAACUUACCUAAGAAGCCGCCAAAGUGGUGGAUGAAGAAGUUUAAGACAACGUGGAAGUAUGGAAUUCACCCCGAGAAACCAGUGUUGUUGCCACACCAUGAUGAUAGGUUUUACUGGGGGAAACGACCAAAUAAACGAUAUUAAUCUUGCAUUGUAUUUCAACAAUGGGCAUUAUGAUUAAAUAAACAAUGUUGGGAAGAAAGAG
Ciona intestinalis (vase tunicate) is the source of this 997-nucleotide messenger RNA. RefSeq names its product large ribosomal subunit protein uL29m-like. Gene Ontology annotation, cellular component: mitochondrial large ribosomal subunit; mitochondrial ribosome. Gene Ontology annotation, molecular function: structural constituent of ribosome. The record is from RefSeq and is a predicted model, not a curated record. Gene Ontology annotation, biological process: mitochondrial translation. NCBI's taxonomy places the organism in Eukaryota, Metazoa, Chordata, Ascidiacea, Phlebobranchia, Cionidae.